Messenger RNA from Etheostoma cragini (Arkansas darter), 2757 nucleotides. It is a transcript of the gene pck1, whose product is annotated as phosphoenolpyruvate carboxykinase 1 (soluble). The transcript is spliced from 10 exons. Gene Ontology annotation, molecular function: GTP binding; manganese ion binding; phosphoenolpyruvate carboxykinase (GTP) activity. The record is from RefSeq and is a predicted model, not a curated record. Gene Ontology annotation, biological process: cellular response to insulin stimulus; response to starvation; cellular response to glucose stimulus. NCBI's taxonomy places the organism in Eukaryota, Metazoa, Chordata, Actinopteri, Perciformes, Percidae. Bases 195 to 2240 code for a protein of 681 amino acids. Gene Ontology annotation, cellular component: cytosol; mitochondrion.
ACAACAGAUACAACUGACCCAGAAGGAGAAACAGUUCUGACUCCUCUGACAAACCGCCAACAGAGACACCUCAACUGAUGAAGCCAAGCUAAAGGCUCUCUGCUGCAAACACACUACUGAAGAUUUGUUCCCUCCUUUCUUUGCCUCUUCUUGCUCCACUUUAUUACCUUCUUCCCCACACUUCUUCACCCCUCAUGCUUAUAUAUUUUUCGUGCUUAUGCUUUUCUCGUGUCCUCUUUUUGUCCAUUGUACUUCUACCUUUGUUUGACUGCCCCCACCUAAAUCUUCUCUCGAAGGCCAGGUCCACUCCCAGACUUCCUCUUGUCUUUCUCCGUCAAUCGGCUCGCUCUCCGGACUCCUCUGCCAUGCCUCCUCAGCUUCAGUCCCAGAAACAGACCGGUCCCAGGAUCCUGCAGGGCGAUGUGAGUGCCCUCAGCCCGGCCGUCAAGGAGUUUGUGGAUGCCAACGUGAGUCUGUGCCAGCCCGACUCCCUCCACAUCUGCGACGGCUCUGAUGAGGAGAACCGUGCCAUCCUGACUCAGCUGGAGGAGCAGGGGAUGAUCAAGAAGCUUACCAAAUAUGAGAACUGCUGGUUGGCCAGGACCGACCCGAGGGACGUGGCUCGUGUGGAGAGUAAGACUGUGAUUGUCACCCGGGACCAGAGGGACACGGUGCCCACGCCGCUGGGUGGCGGGGUCAGCCAGCUGGGCCGCUGGAUGUCCCCGGAAGAAUUCGACAAGGCGAUGGAUCAGCGCUUCCCCGGCUGCAUGAAAGGCCGUACCAUGUAUGUGAUUCCCUUCAGCAUGGGUCCGGUAGGGUCCCCCCUGUCUAAGAUCGGGGUGGAGCUGACAGACUCUCCCUACGUGGUGGCCAGUAUGAGGGUGAUGACACGUAUGGGGACGGCUGUGCUGUCCGCUCUGGGAACCGGCGACUUUGUCCGCUGUCUGCACUCUGUCGGCUGUCCUCUGCCGCUCAAAAAGCCCUUGGUGAACAACUGGCCCUGUAACCCCGAGCAGACGUUAGUCGCCCACAUCCCGGACCGCCGGCAGAUCGUCUCGUUCGGUAGCGGCUACGGAGGAAACUCCCUGCUGGGGAAGAAGUGCUUUGCUUUGCGCAUUGCCUCACGUAUCGCCAAAGAGGAGGGUUGGCUGGCAGAGCACAUGCUGAUCCUCGGCGUCACCAACCCUGCCGGGGACAAGAAGUACAUGGCAGCAGCCUUCCCCAGUGCCUGCGGGAAGACCAACCUGGCCAUGCUCUGUCCCACGCUGCCCGGCUGGAAGGUCGAGUGUGUGGGAGACGACAUCGCCUGGAUGAAGUUUGACAACCAAGGCAACCUGCGUGCAAUCAACCCUGAGAAUGGCUUUUUUGGAGUUGCACCUGGCACCUCAGUCAACACCAACCCCAACGCCAUGGAGACAAUCACCAGGAACACCGUUUUCACCAACGUUGCAGAGACCAGCGACGGCGGUGUGUACUGGGAGGGAAUGGACCGGUCGCUGCCCGACGGCGUCACCAUCACCUCCUGGAAGAACAAACCCUGGAGCUCGCAGGAUGGCGAACCCUGUGCUCACCCCAACUCUCGUUUCUGCACUCCGGCCGGGCAGUGUCCCAUCAUCGAUCCACUGUGGGAAUCCCCAGAGGGAGUCCCCAUCGAGGCCAUCGUCUUCGGAGGCCGCAGGCCAGAAGGUGUCCCUCUGGUAUACGAGGCUUUCAGCUGGCAACACGGAGUGUUUGUUGGAGCAGCCAUGAGGUCGGAGGCCACGGCUGCAGCUGAACACAAAGGCAAGGUGAUCAUGCACGACCCCUUCGCCAUGCGCCCCUUCUUCGGCUACAACUUCGGCCAGUACCUCUCUCACUGGCUGAGCAUGGCCGACCGCCCCGGCGCCAAGCUCCCCAAGAUCUUCCACGUCAACUGGUUCCGCAAGAGCCCCGCCGCCGGAUUCCUAUGGCCCGGUUUUGGCGACAACAUCCGCGUGCUGGACUGGAUGUUCAGGCGGGUGAAUGGCGAGGCCGGCGCCACGCCCUCUGCCGUGGGCUACCUGCCAUGCGCCGAGUCCCUGAACCUGCAGGGUCUGCAGGGGGACGUGAACCUCACAGAGCUGUUCUCCCUGGAUCAGGAGUUCUGGCAGAGGGAGGUGGAGGAGGUGAGGAAGUACCUCGCCGUGCAGGUGAACGACGACCUGCCCAACGAGGUGGCCCGGCAGCUGGAGCUCCUGCAGCAGAGAGUGAAUCAGAUGUAAAGAGAGGGCUAAAAAAUAUAUGCUGAAGAACUCUGAUUUUCAAAAAGAAAAAUUGGAUUUGUUUUCAUAAGCGAGAAAUCCUCAUCCCCUUUUUUCCCCUGUUAAUUAUCCACAAAAUGCUUCUGCUAAAAUCCUGCUGGCAGUGAUAAGAUGAAUUAUACAAACUUGUAGAAAUUGUUAUUAAACCUGAGUUAACAAACAUUUCUCACUGUGCUCAUCGCAGGAGAUGUUUCGCUUUCAUCAUUUCACGCGCUGUUGUAACAGCGCCACUUUAAAACGUUGUUCUUUAAACUGUAUGUCUGGAUUCUGCUAUUUAAUAGUAAAUUAUUAUGAGUUCAGGUCAGCUCCAGUGUUGUUUGACCCCCCUGCACACAGGGGAAAUACGUGUUUCUGUUCCUGUCUUUAUUUCUUUUGUCUUCAUUUAUUUUUAUACACGGUUGGCAUCUUUUGGUUCUGUUUUGUUGAAAUCUUGAGCGUCCGAAGAUGGGAGAGAAUAAUAAAAAUAUUUUCAAAGAUC